UGUUCUAGUGUCUGUAAAAUCCUUACUUUUAUCCAAACUUAUCAGUCACGUUGUCUAAAUUUACAGACUUCUUUUCAUGCAGAAGAUUCACUGGUUAAUUUUGAGUGCAAAGACAGUACUGUUUCGCUCAAUGAAGACACUGAAGAAAACAAUCUAGACACUGUAAGCAACUACAUUGAGUGAUUUGCUGCUGCACAUCAUUACUUGUACAUGGCGAAUCGUACAGUUAAAGAUGCGCAUACAGUUCACGGCACUAAUCCCCAGUAUCUCAUUGAGAAAAUCGUUCGUAGUCGUAUUUAUGAAUCACAAUUCUGGAAGGAGCAUUGCUUCGCUUUAACAGCUGAAUUACUAGUCGAUAAGGCUGUAGAACUGCGUUAUGUCGGUGGAGUGUAUAGUGGAAAUGUUAAACCAACGCCUUUUCUGUGUCUUACACUGAAAAUGCUGCAGAUUCAACCGGAUAAAGAUAUUGUUAUUGAAUUUAUAAAACAGGAACCGUACAAGUAUGCUCGAGCUUUAGGAGCAUUCUACUUGAGACUAGUCGGCGAGUCUGUUGAGAUAUAUAAAUAUCUUGAAACGUUGUAUAACGAUUUUAGACGUUUAAAAUUUCAAGAUAAAAUGGGGAAUUUCAGUUUAAUUUACAUGGAUGAUUUUAUCGAUCAGCUGCUUACAGAGGAACGUGUUUGCGAUGUUAUCCUGCCGCGUUUACAAAAACGCGAAAUUCUUGAAGAACUCAACGGUUUAGAACCUCGGCAGUCACUUUUGAACGAGGAUCUGGAAGAUUUGCAGUAUACAGAAGAAUUAGACAUAGUGAAUAAUUAUGAUGAAAAUAAUAAAUCAAAAAGCAAGCAUAAACGACGAGAUCAUGGGAAAGAUAAAGACCGCCAUAAACGAAGACAUCGUGAGGAAUCUCCUCAUGGUGACCGUAGGGAAAGAGAACGAGAUCAUGUGUCGUCACGUCAUAAAGACCGUGAUGACUAUGAACGUAAACGUGACAGAGAGAAAGGUCGAAGACGAAGUCGUUCUGGAGAGCGUCGAAGUGGUCGAUCCAGACGUGAUGACGAUCGUUCACCAGGUAGAGUUUAG
This is a messenger RNA of Trichobilharzia szidati, 1083 nucleotides long. Lineage: Eukaryota; Metazoa; Platyhelminthes; Trematoda; Strigeidida; Schistosomatidae. The record is from the annotation of a GenBank genome assembly.